AUGCGGCAUGUGCAAAUUGAAGUGAGCGCCAGGCUGCUGCGCCGCUGGUUCACCGUUGGUGGCGUGGCUGGCACUGCGAUGCCGCGGGGGAUGAAGGCCUUUCCUAUGCGGGACAGUGCCGCGACAGUAGAGGCAAUCGCUGAGGCGUACGUAAAUAUGGACCUGGCGACGAUGCGGAAGUUUCACGAGUUUGUUCUGAAGGGCACUGCAAGGCCGCCUGCCGCGGCCCCACUCGCCUACGAGGAGGCGUUACUGCAAGGCAUGGGGGCGGUAUCCGGCGGCAGCGUCGGUACAGUUGGUGCGGCUCCAGCCCCACCCAACAGCCCCACGCAGGGCGAGGCAGCAGCAUCGGCGCAAGGGGCACCAGCAAGAAAGGCCGUGGAUAAAAAUGUAUUUGACUUCACCGUCAGGAAGUACCCCGCGGCCAACAAGGUGAAGCUCAUCAAGGAGCUGCGCGCCGUCUCUGCGCUCCCGCUGCAGGAGGCAAAAGCUGCCGUUGAGCGAUGUCCAGGCGUCCUUGUGAAGGCGAUGGCACGAGCCGACGCGGAGAAGCUCAAGACACUGUUUGAGGGCCAUGGCGCCGAGGUGGAGUUACUGUGA
Molecule: messenger RNA, 600 nt
Organism: Trypanosoma rangeli
Lineage: Eukaryota; Euglenozoa; Kinetoplastea; Trypanosomatida; Trypanosomatidae
Product: ribosomal protein L7/L12
Exons: 1
Coding region: 1-600 (199 amino acids)
Biological process (GO): translation
Cellular component (GO): ribosome
Molecular function (GO): structural constituent of ribosome
Source: RefSeq, a predicted model, not a curated record